GAUUUCCCCAAUGCCAGCGCCGGCAGACAGCAGGAAAAGGCCGGUCGGAAAGUCUCUUGCGAGAGAACCGGUUCCCCGGAAAUCGCUCGAUACUUUUGGUCAGAGAACUUCUCAAUAUCGUGGUGUUACUAGGCAUAGAUGGACAGGAAGGUAUGAGGCCCAUUUAUGGGAUAACAGUUGCAGAAAAGAAGGACAGACAAGGAAAGGAAGGCAAGUAUAUCUUGGUGGGUAUGAUAAGGAAGAGAAAGCGGCAAGGGCUUAUGAUUUAGCUGCUCUAAAAUAUUGGGGACCAACAACCCAUAUAAAUUUUCCUCUUAGCACUUACGAGAAAGAGCUCGAAGAGAUGAAAACCAUGAACAGACAGGAAUUUGUUGCCAACUUAAGAAGGAAAAGCAGUGGGUUUUCGAGAGGGGCGUCUGUGUACAGAGGAGUGACGAGACACCAUCAGCAUGGAAGGUGGCAAGCUCGAAUUGGUAGGGUUGCAGGCAACAAGGACCUCUACCUCGGUACUUUCAGCACGCAAGAGGAAGCAGCAGAAGCCUACGAUAUCGCGGCAAUAAAGUUCAGGGGAACGAGUGCCGUGACGAAUUUCGACAUAAGCAGGUACGAUGUGCACAGGAUUUGCUCCAGCUCCACCCUGAUUGGAACCGACCUUAAAAAACGUUCCCCAAAAGACCAUUCCACCAGCGCUGCUGCCGGCGCCGCCACUCGUCACUCCCUUAACGACCACCAGGAUUUUAAUUCAUGUUCUGCUUCAUCACCCUCCCCUCAUCCCCAACCUCUUCUCGCGAUAUCAUCCAACGGCGACGGUGGCGAUCAGCAUUCACCCGAUGAAUUAAUGGCUGAUCAACUAAUGGUGUGGAGUGCUCCUGCCAGUGCGGUCAAUGAACAUCAGCCCCAUGAUCAUGAGACCGCGAUGAAUGUCAAUGGCGAGUCUCUCGCUCCGAAAUGCUCCCUUGGUAAUUACUCUCAAGGGUACUUCUCGCUGCAGGCUCCCAAAUACGAAGAAGAUGUUCACAGUAGGACUCAUGCCUUGCAAGCCAGUGGGGAUCGGCUGAGAGAUCUGGAAAUGCUUCGUCGCCAGCAGCAUCAGCAUCACCAGGUCCCUAUGUUUGCACUGUGGAAUGAGUGAAUGAGCAAAUUCAGGUGUUUGAUAAAUUAGAUGGCUCACAAUCGUAGAAGGAAUUCCCAAAGCUAAGUAGCUAGCCAUACAUAUAUAUAUAUAUGAAACGUGCAUGCAUUGGAUGAAGUUGCUUCAAGUUUUCCUCGUUAAUUUUGA
Malania oleifera is the source of this 1279-nucleotide messenger RNA. Its product is annotated as AP2-like ethylene-responsive transcription factor AIL1. The transcript is spliced from 8 exons. Gene Ontology annotation, biological process: regulation of DNA-templated transcription. Bases 11 to 1132 code for a protein of 373 amino acids. Gene Ontology annotation, molecular function: DNA binding; DNA-binding transcription factor activity. Lineage: Eukaryota; Viridiplantae; Streptophyta; Magnoliopsida; Santalales; Ximeniaceae. The record is from RefSeq and is a predicted model, not a curated record.